Messenger RNA from Prunus armeniaca (apricot), 444 nucleotides. The record is from the annotation of a GenBank genome assembly. NCBI's taxonomy places the organism in Eukaryota, Viridiplantae, Streptophyta, Magnoliopsida, Rosales, Rosaceae.
AUGGCAGGUGAAGAAGCUGCAGUUUCAACUGAGGCAGCGCCAGCAGCAGCGCCUGCUCCAGCUCCAGCCCUUGGUGAGCCUAUGGAUGUUACAACUGCUCUGCAGCUUGUGCUGAGAAAAUCACUGGCUCAUGGCGGUCUUGUUCGAGGUCUUCACGAAGCUGCAAAAGUGAUUGAGAAGCAUGCUGCCCAGCUCUGCGUGCUGGCAGAGGACUGUGAUCAGCAAGACUAUGUUAAACUGGUGAAAGCUCUUUGUGCUGACCACAACGUAAACAUGCUGACCGUUCCCAGUGCCAAGACCCUAGGAGAGUGGGCUGGUCUGUGCAAGAUUGAUUCCGAGGGAAAGGCUAGGAAGGUCGUUGGUUGUUCUUGUGUGGUUGUGAAGGAUUUUGGGGAGGAUCACGAAGGUCUUCAUGUUGUUCAGCAGCAUGUGAAGGCCCAAUAA